GGAAGGUUCCACGCGAAUUCGUUCAGCUGAAAAUUCCUUUAAAUCUCCUAUUCACCUCCUUCCUCCUAUCCACAACGCAUAUCCUAGCACUUUCACCGAUUGUUGCCACGGAAACCACUUCCGCAAACAAAAGUUCAACCAAACAUUAGAAACCUUCAGUUUUUCGCAACAUCAACCUGGUCCGGCGAGAAAUGGUUAAACCGAGCCAGAAAAAUAGUUUCAACUACUGAAUUUGUAUUUAAUGGCCGAACUGCACAUUAUUGGACAAAUCGUGAAAGCAAUUGAGUUCGAGGAGCCUAAACUCUUCUGCAAGUGGAGCAUUCAGAUUGGUUCCUCUUGGAAGGUUGUUGAGGGUGAAUCAGAAGGUCAGACUGUUACGGCUUUGGAUAGAUUGGAAGAAUCUUCUACUUUUGCACAUCCAAUCGAUGUUCAUCUUGGAACGAGAGGAGUUCAAGGUUGGCCAAAGAUUCAUGUUGAAAUUUUUGCGGUGAAUGCCGUGAAUAAUUCGUGGCCUGUUGGUUUCGGAUUCAUCCAUAUCCCAACACAGCCUGGAUAUCACCUACUUGAAAUAAACACCUGGAAAAUAGCGCCUUACACAUUUCUUGAUAAAUUGCGUGAACGUUUCUGGUCAGGCGGAUAUACAUUAUCACGUAGUGACCUUAUUUAUUCUGGAACUGAACGCUAUAAAAUCCUAACCAAAUCGUCUGGAAAAGUACUAGUUGAGGUGAUGCUCCUUUAUCGUAACUUCGCAAAGUUUGGAGUUGAAUUUAAAUAAUUGAGCGACAAUGAAGGCAUCUGUAAGAAUUUUAGUGCUAGUGCAUAUGCUAGUUUUUCUACAUAGAGGAAGUAGCCUAGCACCGUCGUCUAGGCCAUUUAAAAUCGAAAAAUCAAAACCUUCAAAUGAAAAUAAU
Molecule: messenger RNA, 911 nt
Organism: Hermetia illucens (black soldier fly)
Lineage: Eukaryota; Metazoa; Arthropoda; Insecta; Diptera; Stratiomyidae
Gene: B9d2
Product: B9 domain-containing protein 2
Exons: 4
Coding region: 242-775 (177 amino acids)
Biological process (GO): cilium assembly
Cellular component (GO): MKS complex
Source: RefSeq, a predicted model, not a curated record